CGAUUUACAAAAUACUGCACUCCUAUGGUAUCCAAGGUUGUUGGCUUAUGCACUUCAGCAAACGCAAACUUGCACUUGGAUACGUACGCUGCAUAUGGCCCAAUUCCUGUAACUACGUACCCAGAGCCUAGGAAAAAGUUUGGACCUUCUGUACCGUUCGCAAGGAAUAAUUCGUCUUCCUUUUCAGCUUUCCGCGAGGCACACUCUCGGCGGCACAAUUUUUCGGAGAAUUUCAUUCUUUUCCGUCUUCCGCAGAACGAUCAUGCUAGAAGAAUUUUAACUUGCAACAUUUUAAUAUCUUUGUCAUGGUAGAAGAGACAGAAAAGCGAAAGGGGAGUGGAAGAGAGGCAGAGUUCCAGACCAAUGCUUUCCGCUGGGGACACGGCAACAAGUACUGGGACAAUGUCAAAGUACACCCGGAAUCAGGUUGCAGAAUGACAGACACCAACACCCUGCAUGAGGAAAACAACCCCUGCAUAAAGGAGUAUAACCUCUCCAUGAAAUGUCUGUAUGAGAAGGUCAUGAACAGGGAGUCUUGUGGGAUGUACUUUGACAACUAUAGGAUAUGCAAAACAUUCUGGACGCGUGUCAUUAGGGAUAGGAGGAGGAGGGGGAUAUUACCAGUGGUGCCGCCUGUGAGCGAAAGGGAGAAGGUCAAGAAGGAAUAUUUAGGGACAAAAGGUUUUGAGUUGUAGAGGUAAAUAUGCUGCCAAUGGCAAAACAGAUCACAUUUAAUGGUCUUUCUUGCUCGAUUGAAAGUAGGAUAUUUUUAUGGGAAAAAGAAUGAAAUGUUUCUUGUUAGUUUUGCUAACCUGGGAAAUUUAUGAGGAAUAUUCUUAUGCAUAGGUUGUAUAGAAAAUAAAACUUUGUUUGUGAUAUAUCAAAUAAAUCUUUAUUUGUGAUAUA
Messenger RNA from Penaeus monodon (black tiger shrimp), 906 nucleotides. RefSeq names its product coiled-coil-helix-coiled-coil-helix domain-containing protein 7-like. NCBI's taxonomy places the organism in Eukaryota, Metazoa, Arthropoda, Malacostraca, Decapoda, Penaeidae. The coding region runs from base 306 to 695 and encodes 129 amino acids. The record is from RefSeq and is a predicted model, not a curated record. The transcript is spliced from 3 exons.